AUGGCGUCGUCGUCUCUCGCUGGACUUCUCCUGCUGCUCGCCAUGUUCUCUGACGCGGUCGUCGUCGGGCUCGCCAUGCCCGUGGAGUACGAGUACCACAAUUAUGUGGUAACCCCUCUCUCGCCCCACUCAUACACCGCCCCGGCUGCCGACGUCUAUGGCAGUGCCGACGCUCAGGAUGAUGUCGCGAUGUCGUCAUCGGCUCUGCACGUCCGCCUGCACCACCGCGACUCGUUCGCGGUGAACGCCACCGCAGCCGAGCUCCUCAAGCGCCGCCUACAGCGAGACGAGCGGAGGGCAGCAUGGAUCAUCUCGAAGGCGGCGGCCGCGGCGGGGGGAAACGCCACGCGGGUCGUCAGACGACUCUCCGGCGGCGGCAGGUUUGUGGCGCCGGUGGUAUCCGGGGCGCCGACGAGCGGGGAGUACAUCGCCAAGAUCGUGGUGGGCACGCCAGGCGUCGAGGCGCUGCUGGUGCCGGACACGGGCAGCGACCUGACGUGGCUGCAGUGCAAGCCGUGCCAACUGUGCUACCCUCAGUCAGGGCCCGUGUUCGACCCGCGGCGCUCGACGUCGCGCCAGGACAUCAGGUACAACGCGCCAGCGUGCCAAGCGCUGGGCCGGUCCGGCGGCGGCGGAAACGCGCAGCGCAGGACGUGCGUCUACACGGUGGGCUACGGGGACGGCUCCACGACGUCGGGCGACCUCAUCUCAGAGACGCUGACCUUUCGCGCCUUCGCGGGCGCCCUCAGGCUACCGCACCUGUCGAUCGGGUGCGGCCACAACAACCAGGGCUUGUUCGGGGCGCCGGCGGCGGGGAUCCUAGGCCUCGGCCGUGGCCUCAUGUCCUUUCCGAACCAGAUCGCCGGCCUCGGCUACAACCGGAGCUUCUCCUACUGCUUCGUCGACUUCUUCUCCAACCCAGGCUCUGUCUCCUCCAUCCUCACCUUCGGCGCCGGCGCCGCGGACACCUACCCGCCGGCGUCGUUCACCCCCACGGUCCGCAACCUGAACAUGGACACGUUCUACUACGUGCGGCUCAUCGGCAUCAGUGUUGGCGGCGUGCGCGUGCCGGGCGUUUCGGAGCGCGACCUCCAGCUAGACCCACACACGGGCCGUGGCGGCGUCAUUCUGGACUCCGGCACCACCGUGACGCGGCUCGCCCGUCCCGUGUACACAGCCUUCCGUGACGCCUUCCGCGCUGCGGCAACAGACCUCGGCCAGGUCUCCACCGGCGGCCCCUCCCAUUUCUUCGAUACGUGCUACUCCGUGGGCGGCGGGCGAGUGAAGGUGCCUGCCGUGUCGAUGCACUUUGCCAGCGGUGUGGAGGUGAGGCUCCCGCCCAAGAACUACCUCAUCCCCGUGGACUCCAGGGGCACCGUGUGCUUCGUGUUCGCCGGCACCGGUGACCGUAGCGUUUCCAUCAUCGGGAACCUCCAGCAGCAGGGGAUCCGCAUCGUGUACGACAUCGAUGGCCAGCGUGUUGGGUUCGCGCCCAAUAACUGUUGA
Molecule: messenger RNA, 1506 nt
Organism: Miscanthus lutarioriparius
Lineage: Eukaryota; Viridiplantae; Streptophyta; Magnoliopsida; Poales; Poaceae
Source: the annotation of a GenBank genome assembly